This is a messenger RNA of Bolinopsis microptera, 1075 nucleotides long. Its product is annotated as FGFR1 oncogene partner 2 homolog. The record is from RefSeq and is a predicted model, not a curated record. The coding region runs from base 19 to 465 and encodes 148 amino acids. The transcript has 5 exons. NCBI's taxonomy places the organism in Eukaryota, Metazoa, Ctenophora, Tentaculata, Lobata, Bolinopsidae.
AAAAAGUACCGCGCAAACAUGGAAGAGAUGAACAGCCAGGCAGGACAGAGACCCAAAGCUGAUCUGGUGAAGCGAAGUCAAACUGCCAUUUAUGAAAACAGAAAGAUCAGAGAGUUGGUAAUAGAAAACAACGAUUUGAAGUGUGCUUUGGCCGAACACCAGGAAGCGUUAGAGUUCAUCAUGGCAAAAUAUCGGAUGCAGAUGACAGCAUUUAUGACGUUAAAAAAGGAGCAAUCUGAGGAAUUACCGAACAACAAUGAAAAGAUUCUACAGCACUAUGUCGAGAAGAUGGGGGACCUGAUAGCAGUAUCUGACGAAGGGAUACGCCGGGACGAGGAUUACGAUUUGCAGAACGAAAGAGAACUUGCUAGACUCCGCUACGAAAAUAAGUACUUGAAAGAGUGCUUGAAAAUUGGGCGGGACUUCGGCAGUAUUGAAUCAGGGGAGAAACAGACUGAAAGUUAGAUAUGAAGUGGAAGUGAAAUUUGAAGAUGUAAACAUAAAAUAAGAAAAGAGUACAUUUGAGGGAGUUAUAGAGGAGAAGAAGAAUGAGUUAAAUGAUCGACGAUAUCAGUAACAUAAUAUUACGGAUUGUAAAUAGAAUAUUUGUAAUUCAGGUUUAUGGAGUUUUGAUCUCCUUAAUGUGAAGAUUGCCAAUGAUUUUCGAUCAGAAAUCAAUUCUGUAGAUUAAUCAUUCAUUUUACAGCCAUUUAAAUUCUUUAGAUUUGACAGUCAAAAACGUUCUGCUGAUAAACUUUGAACUCUCGUCUUGUACGGAACACUAUCUUGUUAGAAGAUUAGUUGAGUUUCAUUGCGCUGAAAUACUAGAGAAAGUAUGACUGUCACCAACGUGUAGUCAAAAUUGGUGUUGGUGACAAUAAAAAUGUCCUACUUGAUCUAGGUAGUAAAUUCGAUGGUGAUUACCAAAAGCCUGCCUACCAAUUUACCCUUCAUAUGCCUUCGAUGAUUUCAGGAGAAUUGUGAUUAAAUCAAUAUUCAUGAACAUGUUUAUACUAUCAGUAUAUUGUAAAACUUCGCUAUUAUAUUUUGUUUUUUGACUUUCCAAUUUGUUAAA